UAAAAAUCUUUGGGCGAUCUAGCGGCACUCAUGUAACUUUGAAGGCGUAGCAAGGGGGGUGUGCUUUCUUGCAGUGAAGAUAUAUGCAUGCCUACCUGAGUCCAAUUAGUGGGCACCUCGUAGUAAAGAAAAGCUUCAGCGAAAAUUUGGCACCGCUGAUCUGAUCCCACACGCUCUCGCUCUCGCUCUUCUUCUCUGAUUGAAAGGAAUGGAAAAGUGAAGCUUCCUUCCUUUAUCGAUCCCUCCUCCCCAAUCCAAUCAAGUCCAGCUAGACCAGCUAGCUACUGGUGGAUCGAGGAACACAUCGAUCGAGAGCCAUGAACAAGGCGUACGGCCCCUACUGCUGCUUCCACCCCAGGGAGCUCGUCGUCGGCAUCUGCGCCCACUGCCUCAAGGACCGCCUCCUCCUCCUCCUCGCCAACGACAACAACACUGACGCCAACGCUUCCUCGGGCUCGGCGCACCCCUACACCUACAGGGGGAGAAGCCGCCUCCGCCCAAGGACCACCAGCAUGUCCCUCCCCAAGGUCUUCGCGCUCGGAUCAUCCUUCCUGCAGCGCCUCGACUCCCGCCAUCACCGCCCCCAAGUCUUCUCCGACCACACCUCCGUCGCAAGCCUCGAUGAUUCCUUCAUCUCGAUCAAGUUCGAGGACAACGGCGAGGCGACGUGGGAUAGCAACAAGGCCGCCACAAAGCCUGUGGAGCCCCUGUCGACAGGCAAGGCGGUGAGGUCGUCGUCGUCCUCGACGACGGUGGUGGUGGCGGAGCACGUGAAGCGGGGCGGCGUGACGCGGUGGCGGAAGCAGGUGGUGGGUCGGCUACUGCAGCUGGCAAGGUGGAAGAGGUCCGCGGACGGCAAGAAAGCGGCUGCGGAGCGGUCCAAGGGGAGGGGAAGGAGCUGGAUCCGGAACCUGACCCGGAGGCGGCACGCCGAGCGGGCAUGGUAGCGUAGUGGACUCAUGUCUUUUCAUCGAUCCAUGUGCUUGAGCUGAGUCUCGAGUACUGUACACAACAGCAACACACGUGAGUGCUUUUAAUUUGUUUUGCUUUGUUUUGUUUCGUUUGUGCACAGCAUAGCUAGCGGUGACAGAUAUAUAUAAAUCACCAUGUCUCGAUCGAUAUACAUAGUGUAUACUAGCAAAGCGUAAGAAGGUCAUCACAGAGCCCAUCCAUAUGAUUCUCGAGGUCCAUCUAUCUUAGCUUGUUCAUGCGGGCCGGGUCUGACCAGGAAAAGAAAAAUACAAGAAGCACUUGUUGUAUGGUAGACUAGUAGCGAUUCAU
Molecule: messenger RNA, 1281 nt
Organism: Phragmites australis (common reed)
Lineage: Eukaryota; Viridiplantae; Streptophyta; Magnoliopsida; Poales; Poaceae
Exons: 2
Coding region: 318-947 (209 amino acids)
Source: RefSeq, a predicted model, not a curated record